Penicillium cataractarum is the source of this 801-nucleotide messenger RNA. RefSeq lists its product as uncharacterized. The record is from RefSeq and is a predicted model, not a curated record. The coding region runs from base 1 to 801 and encodes 266 amino acids. Lineage: Eukaryota; Fungi; Ascomycota; Eurotiomycetes; Eurotiales; Aspergillaceae. The transcript has a single exon.
AUGCUGCUCUCUCAAGCUUUUCUUUGCACAGUCAGUGUCAUGGCCUCGGUCGUGAUUGGUUAUAAACUAGACUUUUAUGACUUUGACGGGUCCCCCGGCACUGGGUGCGAGAGUGAUCAACUCGUCCGGCGGGGUACAUGGAGUGGCGAUGCAAGCGCAGAGUGUACACCUUUUAAAUCGGAUGGAGUGAAGUACGUCCGCAUCACAAAGAACGACAAGACCGAUGAUGAGCACCAAGUCCUCUUCUCCAACUCCGAUGACUGCAGCGAGACCAAUGCCUUGCGUUUCCAGGAAGGCUGCUUCGAUAUCUCCGAAAUCUUCCCAGAUGUCAAAUCGUACCGAAUUAUUCCCCUCAACAACCAUACAAGCUUAGAAAAGGCAGUCGAUUCCUGGUGGGCUUCUAAUAGUGACUCAUGGUCACCCAUCUAUAUAGGGAUGACCACGGCCGCAGGCGUAACCGCAGUCAACGCGAUACGAUCGAGCCAUGGCGAACAAAUCGCAACUGCGUUUGCAGCCAUAGGCAGGCCACUGUGGGCAUUUGUUAGCUCGCGCUUCAUCUCGUCGAUUCUGAUUGCACAGGUGUUUGCUAUAGGAGCGGUGUACUUGAAGCAACACUGGCUUCUUGGGAAUGAGACCGGAGGAUCUUGUGAGAAAUCCGAGUCGAAGCUGGAUGUCUUGACUCAAAUCAUUACGAAAGUUGUCCCUGCGGAUGAUAUCGAAUCUAUCAAGGCGGUGGUUAAGUUCAAAGAUGGACGCACUAUGACUAUCAGUCACCCGGCAGUCGAUGAGAAGGCGAAAUAG